UAAUAACUGAGGCGCUCCUUAUGUCUUAAGCGCUGUAUUUAAGUCUCGGGUGUGUAUCUCGGGCGUGUUAGUAGAUGUUAGGGAUUCUAGGCGUUAUAUGAAGUAUUUCACCAUGAAAAAGCUUUUGCAGCUUUUCUCCUUCCAACGAAACCAAAUCUUUUAUAAGCAUGCAAACUAUUCGGUACGUGGACAAGAUUCAAAUUUUAUUCGGCUUCACGGUAUCGAUGUGGUCCGGGAUCCGAGAACAAAUCGAGGAACUGCAUUCACUCUUAAUGAGCGACAAUUACUCGGUAUACAUGGGCUACUCCCACCUUCUGUAUUAACUCUGGACCAACAGGUCUCAAAAAUGAUGGCCAAUCUAAAGAAUAUGAACGAUAAUUUGCAGCGCUACGUUUAUCUUACUUCAUUACAAGACCGAAACGAGGCUUUAUUUUAUAAGCUUGUUAUUGAGCAUGUGGAAUAUUGUAUGCCGUUGAUAUAUACACCAACUGUUGGUUUGGCUUGUCAACGCUAUGGUGUAGUAUUUCGACGACCUCGAGGUCUAUACAUAACAGUACACGAUCGAUAUCAUAUACCCGCGAUUCUAAAUAACUGGCCUGAACCGAUCGUAAAGGCUAUCGUAUUUACUGAUGGUGAGCGUAUUCUUGGUUUGGGUGAUUUGGGAGCAUAUGGUAUGGGAAUACCCAUUGGAAAACUGUCGUUAUACACAGCACUGGCUGGUGUCCAUCCGAAGCAUUGUUUACCAAUCCUUUUAGAUGUCGGAACAGAUAAUCAAGAAUUAUUGAAUGAUCCUGUAUAUACGGGUAUCAGACAUAAGCGUAUACGCGAUGAACGCUAUGAUGAGUUAAUCGAAAAUUUCAUGCAAGCUGUUACGGAACGCUACGGGAACCAUUGUUUAGUUCAAUUUGAAGAUUUUGGAAAUCAUAAUGCAUUUCGUUUACUUGAACGAUAUCAAGAUUCGUACUGCACUUUUAAUGAUGAUAUACAAGGUACGGCAGCUGUAGCGGUAGCCGGCUUACUGGCUGCCGGUCGUAUUACAAAGCGUAAGCUUACAGAUGAUAUAUAUCUUUUCGUCGGCGCUGGUGAAGCAGCAACCGGUAUUGCUCAGUUACUGGCAACAUCAUUACAACUAAACGGAUUGGAUGAGAAAGAGGCCCUGAGUAAAAUGUAUAUGUUCGAUAAAGACGGAUUAUUAACACAUUCACGCCAAGAAGGUUCACUAACAGAUCAUAAUAAAGUUUUUGCGCGUGACGACACAGAAAAUAUAUGUAAACUGGAAGAUGCAGUGAAAUUACUAAAGCCGACAGUUAUUAUUGGUGCAUCCGGGCAAGGUGGAAUUUUUACAGAUGCUAUCCUUCAACAAAUGAUUAAAAAUUCUGAACGGCCAAUUAUAUUUUCACUGAGCAAUCCAACUUCGAAAUCUGAAUGCACCGCUGAAAGAGCAUAUAGAAUUACAGAGGGUCGAUGCGUAUUUGCUGGCGGUUCACCCUUCAAUGAUGUUUUACUUAACGUUUCUGGCAAAGAAGUGCAUUUCCAACCCGGUCAAUGUAAUAAUUCUUACAUUUUUCCCGGUGUGGGAUUGGCUAUUACACUGUGUCAAAUCCGUCCGGUUUUACAAGAACUUUUUGUAAUCGCUGCUGAAUGCUUAGCAGAUCAAGUCGACGAAAAAGAUCUGGAUGUUGGUCGUGUAUUCCCACCGUUAAGAGAUAUACGCAAUGUUUCGUUGGCUAUAGCAGUACAUGUUGCAAAAUAUGCUUACUCGAAAGGUAUUUGCCAUUAUGAACCACAACCUAAGGAUAUUGAAUUGUAUUUGUCUCAAAAGAUGUAUGAUCCUAAUUAUUUACCAGUUAUGCCUGAUGUAUACGAUUGGCCACUUGGUGUCACUGAUGCGGUCUCAUGAGGAUUAGAAUUUUCAAGAACGAAAUAACCUCAUCAUUUCAGUGCAGCGUAUCAGAGGUUCAAAUACUACAUUUCCCACCUUUCUAUCACUACUAAAUUUUCUCCAACUUUUUUUCAUUAUACGGUUCCUUGAUUGUAUAUCUUUUUCUUUUUUAUAGUAGCGUAGCUUUAUUUUAGAGUUAUUUAGCCAACAUACUAUUCAUUAAUUCGAUUUCAUUUUAUGAUGUGUUUCUUUCCUUUUAUCAAAACGAUUUACGAUUUCACUCCUGUAAGAUUACUAAGGAUACUACUGCGAUCUUAUUUGCAACAUUUCGACCAUAGUGUUUUAAUUGUUCUUUUUUGUCUGCUAAUGUUUCCAGUUUAUCUUGUUCAAGUUGUUGUCUCACUUUUAUAAUAACCUCAGUUUCAAUGAUGUCAAAUUCAGCCCUUUUAUCG
Schistosoma bovis is the source of this 2334-nucleotide messenger RNA. The record is from the annotation of a GenBank genome assembly. Lineage: Eukaryota; Metazoa; Platyhelminthes; Trematoda; Strigeidida; Schistosomatidae.